This is a messenger RNA of Sphaeramia orbicularis (orbiculate cardinalfish), 3682 nucleotides long. It is a transcript of the gene ywhag2, whose product is annotated as 3-monooxygenase/tryptophan 5-monooxygenase activation protein, gamma polypeptide 2. Lineage: Eukaryota; Metazoa; Chordata; Actinopteri; Kurtiformes; Apogonidae. Bases 184 to 927 code for a protein of 247 amino acids. The transcript has 2 exons. The record is from RefSeq and is a predicted model, not a curated record.
GUGAGGAGGGGGGAGGGAGAGAGGAGAGGGUGUCCCGUCUGCACGGAGCACAGACAGACAGCAGGGAACAGCUGCAGCAUUAGGUUCGCGUAGGAUUUCACUGCAUUGCGAUUAAAAUAUCAAUCAUUUUCAUCCCCAAAACCCGAGUAGAGCGGCUCGACUAAACAACCAAAUACCCGAAAAAUGGUUGAUCGCGAGCAGCUGGUGCAGAAAGCCAGGCUGGCUGAACAGGCUGAGAGAUAUGAUGAUAUGGCUGCUGCUAUGAAAUCGGUAACAGAGCUGAACGAGGCCCUGUCUAAUGAAGAGAGGAACCUCUUGUCUGUGGCCUACAAGAAUGUGGUGGGCGCCCGUCGCUCCUCCUGGAGGGUCAUCUCCAGCAUUGAGCAGAAAACCUCCGCUGACGGCAACGAGAAGAAGAUUGAAAUGGUGAGGGCCUACAGGGAGAAGAUUGAGAAGGAGCUGGAGGCCGUAUGCCAGGAUGUGCUCAAUCUUCUGGACAACUUCCUGAUCAAGAAUUGCAGCGAAACGCAGCAUGAGAGCAAGGUGUUCUACCUGAAGAUGAAGGGCGACUACUACCGGUACCUGGCCGAGGUGGCCACGGGAGAGAAGAGGGCCACUGUGGUGGAGUCAUCGGAGAAGGCCUACAAUGAGGCUCACGAGAUCAGCAAAGAGCACAUGCAGCCCACCCACCCCAUCCGCCUGGGCUUAGCUCUCAACUACUCUGUGUUUUACUACGAGAUCCAGAACGCCCCAGAGCAGGCCUGUCAUCUGGCCAAGACCGCCUUUGAUGACGCCAUCGCCGAGCUCGACACCCUCAACGAGGACUCCUACAAAGACUCCACUCUCAUCAUGCAGCUGCUCCGAGACAACUUGACACUGUGGACAAGUGACCAGCAGGAUGACGAGGGAGGGGAGGGCAACAAUUAAAGAGAAACCACACUUCGAAAAAAUAUGAAGGGCCGGUGGACUUUGGCAGCCGCUUUUGCCGAUGAUACUACCGCAGCAGCAGUUCUUUAUUUUUCCAUGUGUUAAAAGAAAAGAAUCAAAAGAGAGGUGAGAGUGGAGGUUAAAUCUUAGUUUAAAUAUAUAUAGAAAUAUAUAUACAGUUGAAAGGGCCUCCGUCUUCUUGAUUUUCUCUUUGACAUUUGCCAAAACCACUGAUACGUCAGUCAAUCAGCCUGAAGUGGUUGUUGUUGGAUUGAAAUGGCAGCCUCACACUGGCAUAGGAACUGAUCUUGUUCUAUCAAGAUAAGCUGCUUAGUUAGGUUUUUGCGUGAUAGAGAUGCAUUUGAGUCACUUGAGAGAGAAAAUGCUUGAAUGGGAAUGCCUCACAAAAAUAGUUUGCAUUGGUUCCAGUAGUAGUUCGUAUAUGAGAAAGGGCCCUGAACGCCAUUGAUGUUAAUUCCACACUACCAAAAUGAGAAAAGAGAAAGUUUUAAACUGAUUAUUAUUGCCCCAUAAAUUUUGGAAAUAAUGAAUAAGUUUGAGUAUAAUUACAGAUUAAAAAAAACUUAAUCCCCCUCUUCUGUCUAAAGUGUAUUUGGCAUCUCACAGAAUAGUCUGUUUCCUUCUCCAACUAUGUCACUGGAACCAUAGAUUCUUUUGGAGGUGAAGAUUACUAAAGGCAGAGACUUAACAAUAUAACACAAAAAAAGUAAAAAAAAAAAAAAAAAAAAAAAAAAAAUUAAAAAUAAAAGCAGCUUCAGAGUUUGUGGUUUACUUCUGUGUUUGUUUUAUUAAAUGCACUUGCCUACUAUACUGUUUCUUCAGUGUAAGAUGAUGACAACAAUAAUAUCGAUUAUUCAAUAUUGUGCAUGCUGGUGAUGUAUUUAUAUACAGUAGCUUGACUUUAUUAACUUAUACUGUGGGUGUUAAGUAUUCAUAUGAUUGAGAAAACAGGCUUUGUCUGAUGUUAAUUUCUACUUUCUAAUUUAUUUCGUUUUGUUAUGGUUUUGAUUUGCUAUACCAAAAUGGUGAUCGUAAAAAUUGACCUGUAAUGGGCGUUGCUAUAGUGACAUGCAAUAUGUGUAUUUAAUUUGUUAAUGAAAGAAAAAAAAAGGAAGAUAAAAAUCCACCAGUGAUCACUUAAUCUUACCAGCUGGUGUUUGUCACAUUGAAGUAUGAUUAUGAUAUAUUUGUUCUUUGAACAGUAUUAAGUACUUUUUUCUGUCAUGCUAUCCAGUUUUAAUAAUGGUGAAGUUUUCAGGCUCAAUGUUUCUGUUAUUAAUUCACAACAUGGACCAUAUUUUAUUUCUGACAGUAUACUUUUUUUUUUUGUUUUUGUUUUUAUACCUUUUAGCUGUUCCUGAGUGACAAAAUAUCUUGAAUGUGAGUCAUUAUGUAGCAGUUGCACAAGAACCGAAAUAAUAGCUAUGAUAAUAAAAAAGAAUAUGACUAAAUUAUAAAUGCACCAUUUCUGUGGUGGUCUAGUGUAUUGUUGUAUCGUCACCCAUAAAAUGUUUUUAAGGAAAGCCAUUUCAUAGAAAAUGUUUGAACACUUUAUUUUGUGCCCUCAGUACAGUAUGUGCUUUCUUUUUGUGCCUGUAUUUUUAUUUAAUAUGCCUCAUUUGCAAGUCAACCUUUACAGAAAAAGGAUUUAUCUGCCAGUAUUUUACGUUCCUGCAAGCAUGUAUGCAAAAUGUUAUAUGUUCCCUUCAAUGGGUCCUCAUUCUAUGUGUAUACGACACUCUGCACAGCACAUAGGUUUGAAUAUUCAACACCAAUGCACAAAUAGAUUCACAAGGAAAAGCAUAGGCAAUUCAGUAGAAUGGGUUAUUGAUUAACAAAUGCGAGAAUUCACAUCUUAAGAACAAACAGACACUAGGAAGCUGCUUAAAAGCACAGAAAGCUGCUGAAUGGAUUUAUCUUCAUAUUGCUGCUAGAUCUAUAGAUUAUUACAUUAAUAUAUUAAAACAGAUAGCAGUUUUUGGGACUUUAUUUUCAUAAGAAAUAAAUGAGAUGGCAGUUUUGGGAACGUUAUUUUUUAUUUCACAUGUGAUGGCUUAAGAGAGAAACCAAAAGCCUUAAGGUCAGUCACACAACCUUGUUCAUGUAUGCCAAUUAUGCCACCAUCAUGAGUCAGCCUCCAUGAGCUCACACUGUAUGUCACAGCUGCUUUGAUUUAUUUUUAACUGGGUAUAAAGUUGAUGGUCUUGAAGGCUUGCCAGACAAAUAGCAUGAAAUCCUAAUGCCAUUCUGCGCAACUGCUCACACAACUUAUACAUAUAAGCAUGGAGUUGAAUCCCACACUUAGAUUUUUUUAGUUACAUGUAUAAAAAUGAGUGGAAUUGUGGAAUGAAUUGGAAUUUUUUAUCUCACUUUUUGUUUUUAGUCCUUUCAGAAACCAUGUCAGGAGACAUUCACUCAUUGCCAAGAAUACAUGCAUUGUUUUCUAUUUUAAAUUAUUUGGGUUUUUCUCUGUUAUCUGUGUUUUUUUUUAUUUUUAUGUUUUCAUUAUUUUGGAUUUAUAUCCUUGUGUAUGUGACAUGAAAACAUACAAAUAUUAAAAUCAGUGAAGAAGAAAAAGAAGAAGAAAAAAAAAUAAUUUUAAUUAGGUGAAAGAAGAGGUGACCUAAUGGAAGUCAAAAAGAAGGGAGACAUUAGCUGAAACCAAGAUACAAACUGUAUGCUCUGAAAUUUUUGUUGCCAUCUGUUGCCCAUUAAAGUUAUUUGUUUAUCAGUA